Caenorhabditis sp. 36 PRJEB53466 is the source of this 812-nucleotide messenger RNA. Lineage: Eukaryota; Metazoa; Nematoda; Chromadorea; Rhabditida; Rhabditidae. The record is from the annotation of a GenBank genome assembly.
AUGAAGGAACCAUGUUUCCGCUGCAAACGACCCACUUACUUCAAUGACAAGGUAUUUCUUAAAGUUUUUUAAGAGUUGAUAAAAUGAAGAACAUUUUCAGAUGGGACCACUGAAAGACGGAUCAAUGUUCCACAAGGGAUGCUUCAAAUGUUGGAUUUGCGGGACUCGGCUCUCUUUGAAAACGUAUCACAACAACAGAAAUGACAACACGGAUCUCGAGGUAUAACAACUUUUCAUCGAAAAAACGUAACUAAACUUUGAACGACUAUUGUAGAGUUCCGAGUGGGGCUAUCGACCGCAAAUCCAUUUUUUAAAAACUAAUUUUACUUGACACGAAGUACUGCAUUUUUGCAGUUGAUCGCACAGUAGCGCUUGGAAGUUAGUUGUUGUGUCCCAGCUUUCAAGCGCUACAGUACUCUUGGUAGUGGAUGUACAAAAAAGUGUUCAACUACAAAAAUACAGUACUGGACGUGAACUUUCACUUUGUAGUUGAUCACUUUUCUCUACAAUCACCCCCACGCUUUCUGUGCCGCUUGGAAGUUAGAGCCGGUUUUUGAGUGCUCUAACUUCAAAGGACCACAAUUCUCCGAGGAGUGGUCCUAGAAAAAAGUGAUCAACAACAAGAACACAGUACUAGAUGUCGAAAUCUCACUGAAAGUUUCGAAUAUUAUCAUUUUCAGGUAUACUGUGCCGGCCACGUGCCGACUCCCGGCCCACACGACCCGAUUCCACACCGAUCGAACCUACUGUUCUCGCCGAAGACAAAGGGCGAGUACCCGCACAAUUUGAUGCGACCGGCCGGACCCACAUAA